Nasonia vitripennis (jewel wasp) is the source of this 17957-nucleotide messenger RNA. RefSeq lists its product as uncharacterized. The record is from RefSeq and is a predicted model, not a curated record. NCBI's taxonomy places the organism in Eukaryota, Metazoa, Arthropoda, Insecta, Hymenoptera, Pteromalidae. Gene Ontology annotation, biological process: regulation of DNA-templated transcription. Bases 1175 to 14356 code for a protein of 4393 amino acids. Gene Ontology annotation, cellular component: RSF complex. The transcript is spliced from 16 exons.
GCCGCCGCGCCGAGGUAUACUCAUAUGUGGCCGUAGCGGCGCGCGUACAACACGUAUCUCGUCCCGUCUCUCUCUCUCUCUCUCUCUCUUCGCGCCCUUUCGCAACAAACUCUCUCGCAGUCAGUGCAGUGCAUCUGGAGCCUCUCGCCAGUACUAUCCGCGAGCUGGUAGCCCGCGAGUGCAGUGCGCCUGUACGUCUUCUGUGAGGAGUCUGGAUCGCGAGGAUUCAACAGCCGCAGAAGUGGCGUCGAGCAUGCAGCGUCUCCACUGAUCGAGCUGGGCGGCGACGCUCGCUCGCUCGCGCGCUCUAACGCACUUUUUUUCUAAAAAAACAAGGAGUCGUAAGUCGUUCCCUGCGCAGCGAGCUGGAGCUAGUGAAGAGGCAUCAGUCUACGCGAGUGUCCUAGAUGCGCCGCGGUACCUUGCGCGCUUCGCGGAGAAGAUCGUAGGAUAGCGAGCGCGACAUGUCGCCGUUGGCCUUGCCGACGACGACGUCGUUGCCAGCAGUGGCGCCGCGAGGACUGCAACUCCAGAGCAGGCGCCGUCGUAUAACCUAAAAGCCGAGUCCUGAGCCGCGGCUCGGGGAUCGCCAUAGUUAGUGCAUAGUGUGUCCGUGUGCUUCUACCUCGGGCGUUCAGUGCGUUGUAUAUAUCGCCCACCAAGUGCGGGCUAUAUACCUAUAUAUACAUAUACAGAAUAAGGAUAUAUAGAGAUACAGGCAUCGGAGAGCGAGACGGAAGCAAGCCGCGCUAGUGUUUCGCGCGGCGCACCGAAAGAGUGCGCGUCCUGUGUGUGCGUGCGUGUGUGUGCUAUUGCUGUGCGCGCUUCCGCGGUUUUCUCUCUCGCUUGCUCCGAGAGAGAUUCCUGGCUCCGUUUUUUCCGUGACUUCGAGUGCCUGUUGUUGUCGAGGAUCGAACGGCUGACCCCCCCGGAUCACCCCCACAACUCGCGCACGACAGAUCGAGGAGUCCAGCAGCAGCAGCAGCAGCUCGAAGAUAAGAAGUAGGAACAGCAGCAAGCUGUGUGAAGAGUCGCCAAGCCGCCUAGCGUAGUACUCGCUCCAUCCUCGUCUUUCUCUCUAUCUUUUUCUCUCUCUCUCUCUCCGCCAGUGUGUGUGUGCAGCAGAGCAAAGUGGCGGUGGCGGUGGCGGCGGCGGCGGCGGCGGAGAGUAAAAAUGGCGUCCGAUAACGAAGCCUCCUGCGUGACUGACCCAAAUUUCGCGGUGAUCUGCUCGUUCCUCGAGUGCUUCGGCAAGAGCUGCGGCCUCGAGUACCCGGACAUCGCCCGGCUCCAGGAGAUGCUCGAGAACGCCCAGGAAGUAUCAAGAGAACUAGUAGACCUACACAUCAAACUUCUGCGCAAAGCGAGAAAAAGUGUCAAUCCUGAAAAAUGGGAGAAGGCACUUGUCAAAUUUUGCCACACAUACUCCAAUCAGGAUGGUUGGGAACUCGAGAGAAUAGGGUACAAAAAAGCUCGAAUAGCUGUCAAACUGCGUCUUCUCAAGGCCCUCUUGGAAGCACAGUUUGAUAUGAAUCAAAAGUUUAAAAAUGAAGUAAACAAACUAACAGCCAGUGAAUUGCGAUUAGAACCAUUAGGUCGUGAUAAGUCUGGACUGGCAUACUGGUGCCAGGUUGACGAAGAAUGCAACAUUCGAGUCUAUCGUGAAGACUUGGAUGAAGAAAACUGGGAAUUGAUUGCUAAAAGCCGAGAUGAGGUUGUUUCUUUGAUAAACACCUUAACAGAUGGUGAAAUUGGUGCUAUACCUAUAAGUGAAGACAGUAACAGUCUCGAGACGUCGGAAAAGCCCACAAUUGACACGGGUCAGGAGGACGCUCCCGCGGCCGUGAAUGGUCAGGCAUCAGAAUCUGAAAAACUCGAAAAAGUUGAAAAGGAGGCUGUUAAGAAGGACAUAGUCAAUGAAAAACUUGACAAACAGAAUAAUGUAGAUCAGGAGGAAGGUGAUGAGGAUGACGAGGAGGAAGACGAAGAAGACGACGAAGAGGAUGAGGAAGAUGAAGAAGACGAAGAGGAGGAUGAAGAAGACGAAGAAGAAGAAGAAGAGGAAGAAGAAGAAGAAGAAGAAGAAGAAAGUGAAGAAGACUCUGUCAAAGGAGAAAAUGGUAAAGAGUCUCAAGACAGCAAGAAGCAAGCAGUGGAAGAGCUAUCGGAAAAGUCGAAAACGAAAAUAGAGCCUUCAAGUAUCCCAGUGACGAUAGAGAAAAUCGUAAAGCCUCCUCCUGCAGUUGUCGGGGCUGCACCUAAAAAGGAAGAAUCCGAUGCGCCAGAACAGAAACAGCACCUCAGCAACAUGAAGAACGGCGUAACGAUAGACAGCAUUGCCGGUGGUAGCGUCAAGUCCAUUGAAACGCCCGUCAUCACAACCUCGCCCCUUAAACUCGUCAACAUCGCUGACCUCAAACAGUCGCCCGAGAAAAAACUCGAAGCUCCUGGCAAAGUGUCGGUGAUAAACAGUCUGCCUUACGGUACGACGAUAGAGACUGCCAGCACGGGUCACAACAAGCUGCCCAUCAAGCCAAUCGACCAGCUAGCUGCAAACCUCGUGCGUAUGCAGACUGAAAAGUUGGAGAAGCCGAGCGGCAAACUUGACAAGAUUGCAGAGAAUCUGGCCAAGAGUCAAGUCGGCGCACUUGGUAUUCUAUCUAAUGGAGAGGAAGAUGUGAGGCUGCAACCGAGGAGCCAUAGAGGAAUGGACCUGUCGACGUCGCCACGAGGCUGGGAGAACGCGCCCAGUGACCUAAGCGGUGGAGGAGGCAGUGCCAGGCCUGUGGACUUCUCUGGCAUGGAUCUGACUAAUAGAAAAGUAUCCAAGGAAUUGCCUUCUCCAGCUGGUUACAGACCCCAGGAUUUUAGUCAACAACAGCACAGGGAAAUGGACCUGAGCACGAGAAAGACGCCGAACAAAGUGCAUCCCAAUAUUACCGCAUACGAUCCUACGUAUGAAGCGUGUGCAGCAAUGAUGCGCAACCAUGCAAUGGUCGCAGACUUAAGUAAGCGACAGAUGCCCUACACCACAUAUGACAUGCCGCCUAGCACAACUGGGGCUUACCAUCCAUCAAGGCAUCUGAAAGACCCGAUAGAUCCACAAGCGCAGCAGCGGCUGCCUGGUUAUGCGAUGCUUCCCGAUCCCAGCAAAUUGGCAGCGAUGCGCAUGGCCGGAGCUCCGAUGAAACGUGGCCUUGAAUCCGAAAUGAUGGCAGUUGAUCCUAUGCUCGCCAAGCGAAUGCGUACUGAAGUCCUUCCUAUUCGCAGUAACAUGGAUCCAAGUCAACUGGCUUCCCAUCAGCGACAGAGGCAUGAUUGGAGAGACGAAGUUAGCGAGGCCAUUGAGGAACCUGUAAUGAUGGUGCACGGUGAAGGUUCUGGUAGUGAUUGCGAUGCAGUUAAUCCGAUCUGUGGUGAAGCUAUUGAGGAGCCUGUGAUCUUUUUCUACGGCGAAGGCUCGGGUGCCGAAUGUGAUACGGGUAACCCAUCUGACGAAACAUCUAGCAACGCCGAGAACAAGACAGCUGGAGAGACUGUUAGCAAGGAAGGAACUAGUGAAACUGGAGAGCUUAAAACGAGCCCUAACAAGCCCAAAUUCAAGUUAGGAGUGCAAGUGUUUGCGCAGCCCGCCAUUAGUCCCACGAAACGGUCCUCGAGGUGGGACGUCGGUGGACCCGGCGGCGGUGAUAAGACAGAUAUAUCAGCAGUAGCGAAACCGGCCGACGAAACAUCACCACCCAAGUUCUUUUUUGGGCCGAACUGCGUAUCUUACGGCGCUAUUCGGGCCAAGGAAGCGGGCGUCGCACUCCAACAACAACUAGCAACGACCAGCAAUGAGCAGAAGGACGAGGACAAUAACGGAGUAUCGACAACCGAGGAGAGCGAGGAGAAGACAACCGAAGAAAUACGCGAAAAAAUGGUUCCUAUAUCCGUUGGCGAUGGAGAAAGCAGUAGUGCAGAAGAAGACAAGAGUUCGAAGAACUGCGAGAGUGCUGAGAUAAAAUUGGAAGAAAAAUGUGAUGUGAGCGUCGAGCAGAUCGAACAAGUUGAGUCAGUAGAAGCGAGUUCAUCUGAAGUGUCAACGUCGAUGACGCCGGGUACAGAAGAGCUUGAUAAAACUGAUGAAGCAAAUGAUGAAUCAAAGAUGGAAGUGGAAACAUCACAACCGACUGAAGAACAAAUUAGCGCGACGAACUCCGACACAAAAGACGAAGCCUUAUUAGAUAUACAAAAUGCUGACGGAACUGUAGAAAACGUAGAAUCGUCGUCGAACAUCAAUAAGCCUACUCUUGAAGCUAAAGAGGAAUUUAGAGAAGAUAAAGAACCAGAGAGGCUUUUAAAUGAUUUAGAAGAAACGCCGUCUUCGAGCGUUGAUGAAGAUCUCAAAAUAUGCGAAGAAUCAAAGAAAGAUCAAGAAGCUAUGUUAGAAAUGGAUGAAGAAACCGGCGAAUUCCAAGGAGUUUUUCCUGAUCAGUCAAAAUGCUCAGAGGACCAGCAAAAUACUGAAUCUAAAGAAGCAACGCCAAGGUCAGCGGAAGAAAAAGUCGAAUCGUCAAACGCUGUUGACAACGCGAAACCUAUCACUGGAGAAGCUAUCUUUGAAUCGCAAAAAGCCGAUGACGAUAUCGAUCAACUGGUAGCAGAGUUGAAGGAAACUACUCCCGAUGAAGCUAUUGCAAACCCAGAGCAAAGUAAUAACGAACCUACCGGUGACUUUGAAGACGAAUUGGGAAAAACUUUGGCAGCUCUCGACCAAUUUGAUGAUAAUAAUCCUACUGAAGAACCGAAAGAAUCCGUGUCUUCCAGUGAACCACAAGUGACAGAAGAACUUACAGCUAAUGUUGAAGACAGCGAAAUCAAAGAUCAAGUAGACUUGGAAGCAACGUUAGCUAAUAUGGGAGAAGGUGCCGAUAAACCCUCUAGUGAUUUGAUCGAUGAACUCAGUGAUAACCCGUCAAAAGUUGAAAGCAGCACAAGUAGUACUAAACCCCAAGCGAUUGGCGGUGACAAUGAUGACAGCAACAUGUUCGACGAAGACGUUUUUGAAACUAAGGAGCAAACAGACUCCAUAACGACUCUUCUGUCAAGCUUAGAAAAGGACGACGUUGAACAGGAAAAAGAGGUCGCACAGGAGUCGAAUAUUUCGAGCACUCUGGAAGACGAAAAAACACAGAAAAGCAAAGAUGCUACUAUUUCGCAAACACCUGAUCAUCUGAGUACCUUGCAGACCAGUGAAGAGGCAGAAACGGAGCAAAUAAUGGAGGAAAGCUCUAGUCUAGCCGAACCCGAUCAAACCACUAAUCUUGAAAAAAGAGAAACUGCAGAAAUUGUGGAAACAAUGGAGCAGAGUUUUGAAGAAUCUUCGAAAUUGGAAGAACCGAGUGUUUCGACGACUUCGAAGGACGCUGAUGUUUCAUUGGAAGCGAGUUCUUCAACUACGACUGUUAAAGAUGCAGACAUCGAAUUAGAAGAUACGAUAAAAAUGGAAGAAACCUUUUCGCUUGAAAAUACAUCCGGGCUGCAAGAAUCCACGAGGUUCUCCAUGUCUGAGAAAUUUGACGAGUCUGAAACCGAGAUAAAGAUUGAAGAAAAACUCACCUCCACAGUACAACCUGAUGAAAAAAGCGUUGAACUUGAAGUGUCCAGUCUCGUUUCAAGUGAAACAGAAAAAAUAUACGAAACUCCAGAUGUCACGUCGUCCUCGGAUAUGCUGAAAGAGCCUCCUGCGCCAGAAAGUUUAGAGAUCGAAUUGAGUAAUGCCGAGACCGAAAGUAUGGACGAUAAGAAAGUCGAUAAUGAUAUUUUUGAAGUGUCCAGUAUGAUCGCGGAGUGUGCCAGUGUACGCGAAGCUGAUGAACUAUCGGCUGUAGAUUCGAAUGACGGCAUGGAUAAAGAAGACGAGCCCCCAACGCCUUCUGAUGUGUCAAUGGAGGAAAAGGUAGCUUGCGAAGACGAUAAUAUGGAACAGCUUCAAGAAGAAGAACCUAAGGAAAUUGCACAAAAAGUUGAUUUAACUUCAAAAAAAUUAGAUGUUAUGAUAGAAGAAAAUUCUUUGGAAGCGGGCGAGCCUUCUGAUGAGAAGCAAGAGAAAGAGUCAGGAAAAAAGGAAGAGGAGAAGCUUUCUGAAGAAGUCGAGGAAAAGCUUACUGUUUCUGAAACAAAAAAUAAAGAGCCUGAUUCUCAAGCAGAGUUAACAAUUCCAGAAGGAUCAAAAACAGAUGCUGAAAAAGAGCUAACAGUAACUUGCAAAGAGAUUAUUGAGAAAGAAAAGCCUGUUAAAGAAGAUUCUGAGAAAGGCGUCGUUCCUGAGAAAAGAAAAGAGCCUGAUAGUGAAAGUGAUAAUGUAGCUGAAUCGGGAUACAAAUCUUUGGUCGCCAACUAUGAUAGUGAGCCAAGUGAUGCAGAAAACGCCGAUGUCUUUGAUAGUGAAAAUGUUGAAAUUCCAGAUUCAGCUAAAUUAAAGCCUAAGGAUAAUGUGGACACUGAAGAGAAGCUAGUUGACACCGAGAAAAUUGAAGAAAAAAAAGUUUCUACAGUACCUGAGAUCGAAAAGGAUGAGGCGAUUGACUUGGCCACUGAAUUAGAAGAGACUGCUGACACUCUGUCUGAAAAGAAUAAUAAAAAGAAAGAUGAAGAUUCUUCUGCUGCUCUAGUUGAGAAGAAAAUCUUGGAAGAAGAUAACAUAAAAGAUCUGGAAGAAGUUGACAAAGCUUCUCCUGAAACGUUUUUGGCUAAAAAUGAAGAACAGAUAGACGCAAAUUUAAUUGAAAAGGCGCAAUCUGCUAGUGUAUCAGAAACAAAAUCUGAAAAGGAAGAUAAUGAAAAAGCAAUACUGGUAAAUGCAGUCGAUCAAGAAUCAAACCUUGUCAAUCAUGAGAAAAAAGAAGAUUUGCCAAGUAAAAUAGUGAAUAGUUCAUCAUUUUGUGAAGAUGAAAACCUUGAAUCUUCUGACGCAUUAUCUGAAGACAUACAAAUGAAAUCCUCGCAACAAAACGAAGAACACAGCAGUGAUAAAACUUCUUUCUUCGAAGAUAAGUUCAAUGCCAAAUUCAACGAAGAAACUCCAAUUUUACAGGUAUCGAAGAAACGUCGAGAUGAAGCCAAUGAUCUCAUAGCUAGCAACUCUUUGUAUGAAAAGCCUCAAAAAUCUGAAAUCAUAUCUAAAAAUACGAUAGUGUCCGCUUACCAAAUGGAAAUGCCCAACAACUCUAUGAUACUAGAAAAUAAAUUUGAAAAUUACAAUUCCAAAUACAUGGAGACAAAUGAGAUGACAGAAGAUUUGUUUACAAAAAAUAUUACAAAUGAAGAGAAAUUUUCUGUUAGUUCAUCGGUUUACAGUGAAAAAAACUGUAAAGACGAUAACACGGAGCUUGAAAAUGAGUUCAAAAAAGAAAAUAUCAAAAAGAGAUUAUCCUCGCCAGAUCUUGAAGAUCUUCCACCUGCUAAAUGCAAACCCAGUGAAAGCAGUGAUCCUAUGCUAGAAACAACUCCAGAGACUUCCACAGAAGCACCAAUGCAGACUGACGUUCCGUUAGAAGAAAAACUAAAAGAAAGUAAUGAAAUUCACAAGGACGAACAAGCUAAAAACGUUGAAUUGGAUCAGCCAAAGUCGCACGAAGAAGUAAAGGAUAAAAUCGAGCCAGAACCGAGUGCAAUAGUUUUAACCAAGGAGCAAAUACUUGAAACUGAAUCAGUUCAUACAGAGAAAUCGGACGACCUCAGCGAGGAUAUUAGUGACGAGUGUUCCUUAGACAGGCCAAUUGAAAAUGUUCAAUCAAUAGUAUCUGUUGAAGAUACCACAAACACUAGUGAGUUGAUUCAAGAAAAACCCAAGGUUGAGCCACCAAUGCUAGAUUCAAGCUUUGAACAAAAUCAGCCAAUUCAACCACCAAUUGCAGAAUCAGAACCAAUUGUUGAAUCAAAAUCAUCCGUAGACGAAUUUAUCUAUGAUCCAGCGCCUGCUGUGAAAGAAAAAUUGCUUAUUAAAUCAAUUGAAGAGCCAAUGCAAGUUGUAGAAGAAAAACCACCUGUAAUUGAACCGAUCGAAGAAGCAGUACCGGCUGUUGAUGAAGAAUUACCUACAGCUGAAACUAUUGAAGAACCCAUGUCAGUUGUAAAAGAAAAAGUACCUGCAGCUGAGCCAGUUGAAGAUCUUACAUCAGCAGGGGAUGAAAAACUACCUGUAACUGAACCAAUCGAAGAACUAAUGCCAGCUGCAGAAGAAAAACUUCCUGUAUCUGAAUCUAUUGGAGAACCAAAGUCAAGCUCUGUAGAAGUCCUGCCUGAAACUUCUGUUGAGGAACUCAAAACAUUGGAAAGUUCACCUGUGAAAUCUUCACUUCGAGAUUCCAAGGACAUGGAGCGUGAGUCAGAAAGAACAGAAAUGCAGAUCGAGAAUGCGGGCGCAUCUGCAAUUAUUCAACUAACGCCACUAGUUGCUCCUCAAGAAGAAGCCAUGCAGUUAACUGCUUUUCCAGUUGAAAAGCCUGUAGAACAAGCAAUUCAGCUAACCACAGCUUCAGCUGAAAAGCCUACAGAACAAGCAAUUCAGCCAACCCUAGCUUUAACUGAAAAGCCUGCAGAACCAGCAAUCCGGCUAACCACAGCUUCAGUUGAAAAGCCUGCAGAACAAGCGAUGCAACUAACCACCUCUCUUGCUGAAAAUUCUGCAGAACAAACACGACCCGAAGGAGUGAUGCAAAUUACAACGAAACUUCCAUUUGAAAAACCAGCAGAAGCAGAGAAAGCCCAGGAGCAAAUGCAGGUUAUCGAACCUUCUGUAGAAAAACCAGCUGAACCUGCAGCUUCCCAAGAAGGACCCAUCAUUCAGGAAACGGAAAAUCUGCAGCAGACUGUUUCUCCUGUAGUGCCACCAGGCAUUCUCGAACAGAAAGUCGACGAAGAUCACUCAGACGAUUCGAUGGGCUGCGACAAUGACGAGAGUAUGUUCGAUGCACCACCAGCCGACGAUGUUGACCCUCUCGCGGACUCAGAAGAAGAUGAAAAGGCCAACGACUUAUCUAUCAAUGUGGGUAGUAUUCGUGUGAAGACUGUCUCGGAGCUUGUGGGUGCCGAAGGUGGAUGGAAGCUCGAUUCCACCAUGGACCCUCCAGAUGUACCGCAAGAUGCAGCUGGAGCAGAAAGCAGAGUGACCCGACAGUCGCGCAAGAGACGCAACAGCGCUCAAGAUUCAAAUUCCGAGGAUGUAUCGAGUCUUACAAGAAUGCAGACCGACGAAGAUGACAACGCCGGAGGUAAAAGAAUGAAGCUCCGGGGCAAGAGACAACCCGACGUGGAAUUGAGGAAAAGUGUCGAGAAAAGUAGAAAAAUCAGUGCUAGCUCGGAGGAUGACAACAGGCAGAUACCGGCAAUUGUUGCUUUGGAUGAAGGAUCGCAAGAAGAGGAAGAUGAAGAGAGAGAAAAAAAAGAAGGCGAAGCUGAUCAGGCACAAGAAAAGGCUGCAGCAGAAGCAGUAGCAGCAGCAGCAGCAGCAGCUAGGAAUAUCCGAGGGAGGCCAAGAGGUCGCAAAAGAAAAGGUCGCAGAGGUAAAGCAGCUGUCAAAAAGAAUGUUGCAAAGACCGUCGGCGGAGCAGAUAUCGCUGACGAAUCUGCCGAACGUACGGAUGCUACCACCGACGAACCGCAUUCGAAGUCUGAAAAGCUCGAGCCUGCUGGGGACGGAACUCAACCGAAAGAACCCACUGGAGAAGCAACUGAAUCAAAAAAGAAACAGCGAAAGAAGCGCAACAUGCUUUUAGGUCUGGAGAUUCCAGCCGAUGUCCCGCUUAGCAAUGACAACGAGCCACCUGUUAGGGCAUCUCGCCGCAUUGCUCAACUACGCAUUAUGAAAGAAGCGGAAAAAAGUCGGGAGGACGAAGCUCAGGACGAUAAAAAGCAUAAAAAGGAUAAGAGUGGCAAACAUGAUAAACAUGCCGAUGGAUCUGAAAAAAAGAAGCGAAAGAAGAAGAACGAUGAGAGCGAAGAAGACGCCGCUAUGAUGAAAGAUCUUGAAAAAGAGGACUCCAAAAUGAAAAAACGCAAAAGGCGCAAGAAGAAGAAGCUUGGUGCAAAAUUCAACGAAGCUAAUCCUUGGCAGAGUUCAUCCGGUUCCUCAAGCACUGACGAAAACGAGCACGAAGAAGAGGAAGAAGAAAUCGAAAGCGACGGUGACCAGCUUGUUUUCAAAAGCGACCACGAGUUCUCUCCGGAGAGUGACUUAGAAAAAGAUGACCAAGAAUCCGAACCGAUGCGUCGUGCCAGAACAGCUCAAAAAUCGAAAAGCGAUGAUGAGGAAGCUGAUGCUGUAGAUGAAUAUGCCUGCCAGAAGUGCAGUAAAGCUGAUCAUCCUGAGUGGAUUUUACUCUGCGAUGAAUGCGACAAGGGUUGGCAUUGUUCUUGUCUCCGGCCUGCUCUUAUGCUUAUUCCCGAAGGUGACUGGUACUGUCCACCGUGCCAGCACAAUAGUUUGGUUAGCAAACUUCAGGAGAGUUUAAAGACACUUGAUGCAUUAACGAAGAAACACGAGAACGAAGUGUUGAGGAAGAAGAGAUUGGCCUACGUUGGGAUUAGUUUAGAUAAUGUGUUACAAAAGGGAGAAGGUGAAAGGACUCACAGAGAUAGAAGUUCUAGGGCUUCGAGUCAAGAUGACGAUGAUGGCGAAUCGAGCGCUGAAGGCUCAACUUCAGAGUCUGGAAGCUCGGAUGAAAGUAGCAGCGAUGAGAGCGAGCCUGUUUAUCAACUAAGGGAAAGGCGUCCUGCCAACACUUACAAAUUUAACGAAUAUGAUGAUAUGAUCAAUGCUGCUAUUAAAGAUGAAGUUGAUGCCGUAAGGGGUGCCGGUAAUCAAGGUCGCGGUAAAGACAUCACCACGAUUGUGAACGCAGAGAAAGAAGAAAAGGCCCAGACCGAAGCUCUCAAACAUCUCAAAGAGGACGACGAAGAGGUUGAAGAACAAAAGUCUGAAAAAGAAAGUGAUGAGGACUACAAAGUCGAAAAAGACGAGGAUAAAGAGGCCGAAGAUGAGGAAGAAGAUGAUGGCCGAGCUGCAAAAGCUGCAAUGCGACAGAAAUUGUCAGUCCGCAAGAAACACCGCAAGCUUAACAGUCUUGAUAUCAGCAGUGAAGACGAUCCUUACAGUGACGAAGACUUCAAGGGAACUAGCUCCGAAGAUGAAGAAGAUCUAGAUGAACAAAUCAGCUCGUCUGAAGACAGCGAUUUAGGUGGAAGAAGACGGGGCAGGGGAGGUGGUUCAAGGCCUACAAGACGUUCUACUAGAGCUAGAAUGACACGCUAUGACGAAGACUUCAUUGACGAUGACAGUGACGAUAGUGACAGACCAAAGAAAAAGAAAUCCAGAGCUAGUUGGAGAGAUGAUGAAGAGUCGGAAAGUGAGGAGGAAAGCGAUAAUUCAUGGAAAAGCACGAAGAAAAGUCGUAGAAAAACAUCGUCUUCCAGGCGACCCGCAGCAAAACCGAAACCUAGUAAAAAGAAAAAGAAGAGAAAACGUAUAAUCGCUAACGAAAGCGACAAUGAUGAUGAAGAGGAGCAGCUACGGUUUGACGAUGUUCCUCAGGAAACGAUUAUCCAUCAAGAGGAAGCACCGCAACCACCCGUACCAACGCUUCAAACUGCUCCACAACCCAUACCGGGGCUUAUUGCUCCAAUUCAAGAUCCUAAUCCGAUCACAGAAUCUGUAAUUCCUCAAGACGCUGAGAUGCCAAUAGACGAAUCUACGCCAAUGGAGCAAGAGAUCAGACCACAGGAGGCAGUUCAAGUGUCACAACCUGUUAUAGCCGAAACUCUAGCCGCGUACGUUCCCCCACCAAUAGAGGAAGAUGAGUCGAAAAAGAAAAAGAAGGAGCCUAAGCAAAAGAAAAUCCGACGAAAAGUCAUAUACGGCAAGAUUCGGGAUGAGAAUGAAAUAGCUCAAGAAGAAAUGACCAUGGGAAGACGCACACGUGGUCGGAAAAUAAGUUAUCUUGACGCCAUGCCGUCUGACAGUGAUGAGGAGUUAAAGAAGGCUCUAAGGAAAACCGAAGAGACCGAAGAAGAAUUCGUAGUUCAUGAUAACGACAAUAUGGAUGAUGACGCUGAAAAGGAUUCUGAUUCGGGCGAUGUCUACUCACCUAAGCAACAAUCCUUACGAGCGAAGAACAAGUCGCCAAAAAUGCGUGGUCGAGGCAAAAAAAGUCCCGGCGCCAAGAGAAAAUCUGUGUCAGAUGAAGGCACGCCUAAACAACGGAAAAAGCCGGGGCCGAAGCCAGGCAGUAAGAACAAGCCGCGCUUGAAUAGGUCUGGAGAUGAUCUGGGCAUUGAUCCAAGCAUCAUCAAUGAUGCCGAUAUGCUGGGUAUGCAGGUGGACGAUCCCGUACAGGGUAUGGCUGGUGCUGUUACCGGUGAGGGCUCGUUAGCAAGUUUGGGACCAUCCGAGCUCGAAGGUCUGGACGAAGACCAAUUCGAUCAAAUGAUGUUAGAAGAUGAGGAGUACGGCAGGCGGCAACUCGAGCUCGCUGCCAUAGAGAUCGCUAAGAAAAAGAAGAAAGAAGAACGCGAAGCAAAGAAACUUGAGAAAGCUCGUCAAAAGGCGUUAGAAAUUCUUGCAGCGGAGCGUCAGGAAAGCAUGAACAUGGAGGGCACGGAUGGCGAAAUACCGAAAAAGAAAAAACGCGGCAGGCGCAGUAAAGCCGAAAUACUGGCGGAGCAGAUGCGCAGGGAUGCAUCGGGUGUACCGCCAGAAUUGUUGCCAGCAACUUUAGCCGGUGGACCAGUGCAACCACCGAUUCCUAACACGGAUGUAGUGGCAGCUGCCGUGCCGAGUAUACCCGGCGUACCGAUCCUAGAACCAGGUUGUGAUCCUACAAGAAUGAUGGACCCUAACAAUCCAAUGAUGCCCAUGAUGACGCCGCAGGUAUGCGACUAUGAGAUGAUGGAUGGUCAACCUCUCUUCAAUCCUGACGGUAGCCCUAUGAAACCAAAGCGCCGAGGCCGUGGCAAGGGCAAGAAAACCUUAGCAAUGGAAGCGGCUCGUGCAGCCGAGGCAGCAGCUAAAGCUGCCGCAGAUGCCGGUAUUCUAGGUAUGCCUGGCGACUCAAACCCCGAACUCGCAAAACUCGAAGAGAUGCAGGCCAAUGUACUGCCGACCCCAGGGAGUAGUACAUCAGGCUCAGCGCCAUCGACGCCACCUGCAAGCGUCACUAGCCAAGGUGGGCCUCCCUCAAGUCAACCGACGAACCCACAAGCGGUAUAUCCGUCGCUGCCACCUCAAGCACAGCAGCAGUCUUCCGUCAUUACGAGGAUGCUACAAUCACAACCCGUAGUGGCCAGUAGUCCACAGUCGUUUACAGCUGCGGCUGCUGCAAUGGGGCACAAGUAUUUUGGCGGGCCCAAUACUCCUGGACAGAUGAUGGCUGGGCCUAGACCUGGUUACGACAUGCAAAACAGAGGCCGGAUACCUUCGCCCUAUAGGCAACCAGGUCAGCAAGGGAUACCUCCUCAUUUUGCAGCUGUUCGCUCUGGCACGCCGCCAGGAAUGCGUCUGCGAGUUCCCGGGCCUCAAAUGUACCAUACUCCACAUCACCCAAUGGACCCCUCGCCCUCGGGAGGUGGUCCUAUCUCCAUUAACAGUCGAGACCGCAGCUCGCCUCUUGGUCCUGGUCCACCUGGACCACCAAUGAUACCACCGUCGGCGGGUAGUCCUCUAGCAAAAGGUGGACCCACGCCACCACCACCUUACGUUCGCGGUGUAACGCGCUAUGGCGAUGCAGGACAGAUGGCUCCACGACACCCGCUGCCGCCCUUCACCAACGCUUCUCCCGUUGUCGUGAAUCACAGUAUGCAGCAACCUUCGCCACCGGCGCAGCGUGGAGCUCCGGCUGGUAACUUCUCGCCGUACCAUCCGCCCCCGCCGCCCACUUAUCAUUACGGCGCCUAUCCACCUCCGCCGCCCAUGUCGACAGCCGACGACGCAGCGGCUUACCAAAGCUCACCUUACUCUACUUCGGCCGAACAGCAUUUCUCGUCUCCAGGACCCGAUAGCCAGUCCUCCUCAAUUCAGCGUCCACCAUCCUCUCAGCAACAGCCAACUCAGGCAACACCUCCAGCCCAAGUUCCUCCUCAGCCAGCACCGCCAGCGCAACAGCCUGGUCCAGCUGUAGCUGGACCUGCACCACACCCUCAUGCGCAUCCAGGACACCCUGCACACCCCGAGGGUCCACAUCCUCAUCCUCAGGGGCAUCCGGGACACCCUGGACAUCCUGGCCAUCCGGGCGGCAAGUACGACGAAGAGGGCAGUGGUGAAUUUGGAGGUCUUGUCUCGUACUUCAGCAGCCAGCGCGAGGAUGAUCUCGAGUCGUAGCAUGAGUGAGGCCUUGGCCAACCGUGAGUGUACGAUAACAAUUACUCGCUAGGCGACUAGACGCGACAGUCGUCCGUCUAUCAGUACACACAAUUACGAUACAGUGAUAUCUUUGCCGAAGGGCCGUGAAAAACGAAGGUUUUCCUUUUCUGCUCUUUGGUGCUUUCUUGAUGAUCGAGUCUCGCUUUUCUGUGAUAUGCUAGCUGUUCAGCCAAUUUGGAUUUCGUGAGUUUAACCUUUAGGAAUGCUUCUCAUGAAAUCUUUUUCACGAUUCUUCCAUUCGUGUUUAGAAUUUUACAUGAUAGCUAUUGCAUUUUUACUGAUGAUAAUGAUAUGAAGUUACUGUUAUGAAUACUCAUGAUUAGAAAUUUUACUAUCAAUGAGAGUAUUCUUGGAAAAUUAAAGCACGGAAGUCAAAGGUAUACGGCAACCUGUUAAACUUGAAAUGGUAAUUCUGCAAAAGUCCCCUCGGUCAUUAAUGAAUGUAGUCGCAUUGAUCUUACACCCCUUCGGCAAACGAGAAAGAAGUUUAUACGAACCGGUUCUUAAAGCAGGUACACUUUUGUCUUAGCCUCAGUUCUGAUAUAGUUUUUAUAUAAUGCGCGUCAAUCACAGACUUUUGACGAAGCGUACGAAUCUUGUACUAAUGGCCGUCUUUUUACACGCGGUCAAAAGUUUUUUAUCUUGGGAAGGUACGCGCGACGCUUAGUGAGAAAGAGAAAAAAGUAAUGGGACGCAUUACGUGAAAUGUUGAAAGAUUAAACGAACUAUUCGGUGAAAAGUAACCGGUUGGCCAGGCACAGGCUACCAACUUCAGAAAAAAAUAUAGGGAGAAGAAUUUCUUCGAGGAAGUCGUGCUUAGAAUUACAGAAUAAUAAUUUGUUUUUACAAGAGCUGACAAGAGGAACCAUGAGUAAUAGACGAGAAUUAAGUUUACUGUCGUUCUCUGUUCCUUCAUCACGAAGUUUUUUGUUUUCUUUCUUUCAUUAUCUUGCUUAAUUAUAUGUAGAUGGAUAAAAGGUACAUUCUUUUUAUUGACAAAGAGUGAAAUCAUGAACGAAUGAGUGAGAAAGCGAGUGUGAAUGAGAGGGAGAAAAUGAAAAAGUUAAAUUAUAAAACAAGUUGCUUCCAAAGCCUUUGAAAAAUGAAAUUAUUAUAAAGAAAGAAAGGAGUUGCCUAGUAAAUCCUUUAAUAAUUAACGCGAUUUACUUUGUAAAGAAUAUGUAAUAUCAACCGUGCGUUAUAGCAAAAGAAGGAUGCGAGAUCGAAGAAAUUCUUCGUCGAGGCGCCGUUUGUUUUUUCCUUUUUUUUUAAGCGCUUGUAAAUAUGUAAAUACGAUGCAGUAAGUCCUCUAGAUUAUAUAUUAUGUAUAUGUAUUGUAUACAUGCAGUCAAGCAGGAUAAAAAAGGUAUUUGUUAAGGAAACAAAAAAUUUACCGUAUAAUAAUGCGUCAUAGUGCAACGGGCACAAAUGUAAUAUGUAAAAGGGAAAAAGUAAAAGUUAAAAAUGAUACGAGACUUUUAAAGAGGAUCGAGAUAUAACGAAAUGUAUCGUAAUGACGAUGGUGUUAAAUAACGACGAUGAUAAUUAUUAUUAUAAAUAUAACAAUUAUAAAUUAACAAAAAAUGGUGUGAAGACUACUACUAUACGAUAAUUAUUUAUAAAGAAACAAAAAGUGAAGAUUUCAGAAUUUAUAAUAGCCGAUAGUACAUUGUAUUUUACAAAUUUUACUUGGUAUAUUACACGAAAAGAAAAACGUAAACGACGUACGAGGAUGAUAAAAGUAAGAAAAAAAAAUUAACGAUUAAGGUUAUAAAACGUAUAUAUGAAACAGGAUCACAGAAAGUGAAAUAUAUAUGUAAAAGUAAAAUUUCGAACGAAUGCGAGUCGAAGAGCACGAGGCUGCUCAAUGUGCAAUAUAAUGCUGCUUUUAUUGAUUAUAUGAAAAAUGCGCCUGUUGUCGACGACUAAUAAAAACAUAUUACGCAAAAGGAUAUCUUUAAACACAGAGUUGCAAAGAAAUUAAUUGAAGUCCAACAUAUUCUUGUUUAUGUACAAUGACAUUAGUCAAGCUAACGAACAAGUGUUUUUAUAUAUUUUAUUGUCAUAAAUCAAUCAAAAGAUUAGCUGAACAUCUCAAAGAAUAAUUCCGUUAGAUUAGAACGUGUAGAAGUUAAAUACAUCCAAGUUCUUGCAUUUAUUUAACUUUUAUACCUUUUUAGUCAAACAAUCAAUCAGAUGAAUAUAAAUGCAUAGUUUACAGUUAAUUGUUGUACAUUAACAAGCAAUAUUACGCAAACAAUUUCUUCGCAAAACUAAAAAUCGUCUACCGUUAAAUCAAAUGAUAACAAUGUAUAUAGCAUGUGUCAUAAUUGAUGAAAUAAGUAGUCGUUGAUAAAAAGGUCACUUUAUAAAAGGUAAAAUUUAAAAAAAAAAGAAACAAUGAAACGAAAACGUGCAUGGCUCUCUCCUGAUCUUCGACUGCCUGUGAGCCGUUUUUUCUUUUCGUUUCUUUUUAAAUAAAAAUAAAAUCAUGUGUCGCGCCACAGAGGAAUAUUAUAAAAGAAAAAUCAUGUGUCUGUUUUAGUUACUUCACGCGUAAAAGUGCAUACCUAAUAUAAAUAGAGAUUAUAUAUAUUAUAUAUAUGAAUAAACAAGAAAGAUAUUACAAUUAUCUUAGGAUAGCGUUGCUUGGCAUAUAAUUUCUUUUCUUUUUUUUUGGAACUUCAAGUAACAAAAGAAAGAAAGAAGAAGAAAAUGAAUAUUAAUUGCAAGUGUGCGAGAGAGGGAGAGAAAGAGAGAGAGAGAAAGAAAGAAAUAGAGUUUAAAAAAAGCGUGAAAGAGAUAUGAUUUAUUAGAGCUAAUUUUAUUAUUUUUACACUUUAUCCCACUGUAUUUCUUCGAUUGUGUACAGCCUGAUGUACGAUCCGUUUUCGAUUCUUCUGUUUUGUCUCUUCUUCUCCUUCCGCUUUAGGGAGGCGCGGAACACAUGCUCGCGAGUAGCGCUUUGAGAAGUUUCAAUGUUUAAAGAAAAAGAAACAAACAAGAUGAGUGCUUCCUCGAUGUUCUCCGUAAAGUGGCUUACGGAUUUUCUGACCUUUGACUCUUCCUCAUUCUGUUCCAAAAAUAACCGACGCGCGAGCGCUUGAGUCUCGCUUUUUUUCGAAUUUCCAUAGACACGGGCCCGAGCUCGAGGCAGCACUCACUCCAACUAUUAGGGACUUAAGGUUAAAUAAGUAAGAAUCAAAUUAAAUGUAAUAAGGGUUGAGAAAGAUUUUCACGUUUGUAUCGCACGAGCAGCUACUUUGCGUUGCUCUAAAAAAAAAAGAAAGAAAGAAAAAACAAAUCCGUACACGAAAGACAAAAUAUGUAGUUUUUAAUGGAUUUCGCAUUUACAAGUGUUAUGCGACUUUCUCAAAGCGUUGCUCUUUACUUUAAAAAAAGUCUUAUCAAUAACGCAAUAGAAGAAAAUCGUGGUGCAGUUCAGCUUUCUAUUUUUUUUCUUCGUUUCGGUAAAGGUUUAGACCAAACGCGAUUAUUAUAUUACAUGUUGUAGCCUAAACACGGACAUUUUGUAAUAAAAGUAAAUAUUACGGAAUAA